Schistosoma intercalatum is the source of this 1796-nucleotide messenger RNA. The record is from the annotation of a GenBank genome assembly. NCBI's taxonomy places the organism in Eukaryota, Metazoa, Platyhelminthes, Trematoda, Strigeidida, Schistosomatidae.
AUUUGAAGUAAGCGGCAUAUUCGAACAAGCUGCACUACUUGCGACUUUCUACUAAUUUCUCUUAAAUAACCGACGUAAAGUGUAAAAAAGGACAUUUCUUCUUGUUUACGCUUUAUGUUGAUGUUAUGCUAUUCUGAGCUAUGAAGUGAUGUGUUGUUGUCACUUUCAUUCACCAUUUUACUAUUCUGUCUCAGACAAGUUUUCAAUUAAAAGAAAUCUUCCAUGAGAAUUUACUGUUUCUGCCGUUUGCUUCAUAAAACCAUCACAACCAGUUUCAUACCUUAAAAAAUUUUCAAUUCUCACCUCAGAGAUAUUCAUCCAUUUUUAAUUACAAAACUUGGAGUCAUCCGAAUCCAUCUGUUAGUUUGUAGUCAUUUACGAAGAAUUCUGCAACUUGUGGUUAUUUAGAAAAAAAGAUGUCUCCGGAGAAUAUGGAUAAUAUUUGCACUCAAGAUAAACUUGUUUCGACACAAAAAGUUAGUAAAGCAGCUCGUCGUCGUGAAAAACGAGCUGCUCUUCAACAUGCUCAACAGACAGCUGCUUUAAUGAAUAUACAAACAGAUAGAUCUAAUAGUCUUCGAUCUGUUGAAAUGAAAAAGUUAGAAAAAGAACUUACAGCCCGUCACCUAUGUUUAUUUGAAGUUCCUUCAGAUGGAGAUUGCCUUUAUCAGUCAAUUGGGCAUCAAUUAAAAAUUCGGAAUUAUCCAUUGCACACAUUGAUAGGAAAGAUUGAAAUGUCUAAUCCAGAAAUUCUUGAUGAUAUUACUACCGAUCUGACAAUGAAACAAGUAGUGAAAAUUUUGCGUCAUCUUGCAUCGUAUCACAUUCGCAAAAAUAUGGAUGAUUUCCUACCAUUUUUGUUCAACCCAGAUUCUGGAGAACCAAUGAGUAUAGUUCUCUCAUGUUCUAGCGCAAGCACUGAUUUUCUGCAUCGGUAUGUAAAACAUGUCUGUGUUCUAACCCACUAACUUAUCCAGAUUGGUUAUAAGUUAUAAAUGGUUGUCAACUAACACUUUUUAACUGUAUGUUUAUGAUCUAUAUUACAGUGAAUUUAUUUAAUCUCUGCAGUCCUAAUGAAAUAAAAUUUUCAUCUUUAACAAUCAACAAUAGUUGUAAGAGUUUCUUGAAAUUAUGAUUAAACUUGAAAAUAUUCAUUUUGAAUCGUAAAUAUAUUGAAUAACAUUGUAAGAAUUUUUUGACAAUUUCAUUUUCCUCUUAUUUGAAGCUAAUUUUGAAAAAUAUUGUGACAAUAUAGAAAAAACAUCAACGUGGGGUGGACAAAUUGAAAUCCGUGCCUUAUCUACAAUGCUUCAACUUCCUAUUGAAAUAUUACAAGCUGAAGGAGUCCCAUUAAUUAUUGGAGAAGAGUUUUCUGAAGAGCCACCAAUCAUUAUUGUAUACCACCGUUACGCGUUCGCGCUUGGUGAACACUACAAUUCCUGUUUAAAGAAGCACGAAUUUCAAUGAUGAUUCUUAAGAGAAGAAUGAUAAAGGACUUCCAUGUAAAUAAUAAUUACUUAACCAUUGCGUAUAUUAUAACUGUGCUAAUAUUAUUAUUUGAUCAAGAUUAGCAUUCGUUUUUCAAAGAGAAAGAGACUCUAAAAUGUAAUAUAGUUCCAUUGGGGUUCAAAAUUUAUUUUAUUCAGUAAUAACUCUACUGAAAUAAAAUACAACACUGCGGAUUUCACUAUAUUUUGUAAAUGUUCUAAUUUUCGUUGAAAUUUGAGGAGCAUUUCAUUUGUUUUGUAUAUUUCUUGUAAACAAUUUUAUUAUUUUAUAUAUUUGUGCUGCGACAA